Messenger RNA from Jaculus jaculus (lesser Egyptian jerboa), 1234 nucleotides. It is a transcript of the gene Nudt19, whose product is annotated as nudix hydrolase 19. Lineage: Eukaryota; Metazoa; Chordata; Mammalia; Rodentia; Dipodidae. Gene Ontology annotation, cellular component: mitochondrion. The transcript is spliced from 3 exons. Bases 1 to 1092 code for a protein of 363 amino acids. Gene Ontology annotation, molecular function: hydrolase activity, acting on acid anhydrides, in phosphorus-containing anhydrides. The record is from RefSeq and is a predicted model, not a curated record.
AUGAGCGGCUCCGUGCGGCCCGCCCCGAGCGCGUGGCGCCGCGCGGCCUCCUUGGUGCUGGCGGCGGGCUGGCCGCGAACCCGCGCCGGCGCCGCCGACUUCCGGCUGCUGCUGCUGCAGCGCGCCGCCUCGCAGCGCUUCCUGCCCGGCGCCCACGUCUUCCCGGGCGGCGUGCUGGACGCGGCCGACUACUCCGCCGACUGGCUGGGGCUCUUCGCGCCGCACCACGGGCCGCCGCGCUUCGGCCUGGGCCCGGCUCGCCCCGCCGCGCCCGCGCCCGCGCCGCCCGUCGUCACGCCGCCCGCCGAGGCCGCGGCGCUGCCCGAGGACGUCGCCGCGCGCAUCUGCGCCGUGCGCGAGGCCUUCGAGGAGGCCGGCGUGCUGCUGCUGCGGCCCCGGGGCGGCGGCGCGGGCGCGGGCGCGGGGCCCGGGUGCGCGCGCGCGGCCCCGCCCGACCUGGCCGCCUGGCGCGCGCGCGUGCGCGGGGACGCGCGGCGCUUCCUGCAGCUGUGCGCGCGCCUGGACUGCACGCCCGACAUCUGGGCGCUGCGCGAGUGGAGCGCGUGGCUCACCCCCGCGCUCGUGGGCGCGCGCCGCUUCGACGCCGUCUUCUUCCUGUGCUGCCUGCGCCAGCCGCCGCCCGUGCAGCCCGACGGGUCCGAGGUGGUGGACUACCAGUGGUUAUCUCCACCAGAAGCAACUAGAAGCUUCGCAUCAGAAAAAAUUUGGUUGGCACCGCCACAGUUUUAUGAAGUAAGGAGACUCGACAACUUUACCUCGCUGUCUGCCCUGCACAAAUUUUCUUUGGAUCAUGCAUUAGAGGGGACUGAAAGAUGGCUGCCAAUCACAUAUUUAACUGCCGAUGGUAGAAUCCAGCUUUUACCAGGAGAUGAGUUAUACAUACAUGAUUCAAGCUUUUUAGAGAAGAUUUUAUCUACUGAGAAGACGACUGACGAGGUCAUGAAAGAAGGCCAGAAAUUCCACCGAAUAGUGAUAUACAGUAACUAUACCUAUGGCAUCUAUGUUACUGUGGAGUCCAAGGAUAAACAGAUGUAUCCUAAGACCUUUGUAGGAAGUAAGAGCCACUUGUAGGGCGUUGCUUGUGUGUUGUUAGGUUAAUGGAGGAGGGCCAGUGCAUAGUAAAAGUCAACUGAACUUGUUUUGAAACCUAAGGAACAUUGGCCUGUCAAUGUCACAACACAUUUUCUUUUCUUUCUUUCUUUCUUUUUUUUUU